Messenger RNA from Dromiciops gliroides (monito del monte), 897 nucleotides. It is a transcript of the gene TMEM217, whose product is annotated as transmembrane protein 217. The record is from RefSeq and is a predicted model, not a curated record. NCBI's taxonomy places the organism in Eukaryota, Metazoa, Chordata, Mammalia, Microbiotheria, Microbiotheriidae. Bases 1 to 897 code for a protein of 298 amino acids. The transcript is spliced from 3 exons.
AUGAGAAAGCAGCACUGGUUUGGCAUAAAUGUCCAGCUGUGCACUUUUCUCUCUGGUGUCUUCACCAUCUUUGUCACCAACAUGUACGUUGUGUUUGAAGAGAAGCACAUGGGAGAUUCCAACUGUACCAGUGAGAAUAAUCAAGAGAUGAUUAACUCGAUUAAUGACAUUAUCGUCUGUUGGAGCUAUAAGAUCGUCUUCUCCUUAUCCAUGAUCACCAUCCUGAUCAGCUGUUUACUCUUGUACUCUGUCCAUGCCCAGAUCUACAAAGGCAUGGUGACCUAUGUCAUCUGGAUUAUCUUCUAUGAAUCUGUCAACUCCCUGCUGCAGGCCCUGACCAACAGGCCUAACGAUGUGUCUCCUACAGAAGUGAAGUUUUUACGCUGGUUUGGCCUGAUCUCCCGUAUCUUCAUGCAUGGGUUCUGGAUUUUUUGUGUGAUCAAAUAUGCUCACCUCGUGUACAAAAACCAGAUGCAAAGUAAUAUUGCUUCCUACAGCCGCCGUCUCUCUAUCAAUCUGGAAUCAAAGCAAAAGAGGACAUCUAAAAAGGAGACUGGAGGGACACCUCCUUCCUGCCCCGGGGUGAGCCCGGCCUCCCCAGAGGAGUGUAGCCUGCCCCCUGCUGGGAGAGCCGACAGGGCGGCCCCAGGACCCGGACCAACUGAAGUCGCUGUGAGUCCUGCCGAGGGAGGGAGGAGAGGAGCCGGGCCACAGGCAGAGCUGCAGCCUGCUGCAGAUGUGAGAGGGGAGUCGGGGCAGGAGAAUUUGGUGAGGAAAGCGGGGGAGAGGGACCCCGCUUCUGAAAAACACCUUGGACUCUCAGCCCUGCCUGUCUGGGAGCUGGGGGAGGGGAGGAACCGGAGUGGGGGAUGGUCCAGUAACAGCCUUAGUAACUGA